This is a messenger RNA of Sinocyclocheilus rhinocerous, 1646 nucleotides long. Its product is annotated as neuronal calcium sensor 1-like. The record is from RefSeq and is a predicted model, not a curated record. The coding region runs from base 520 to 993 and encodes 157 amino acids. Gene Ontology annotation, molecular function: calcium ion binding; calcium sensitive guanylate cyclase activator activity. Lineage: Eukaryota; Metazoa; Chordata; Actinopteri; Cypriniformes; Cyprinidae. The transcript is spliced from 8 exons.
CAGAGAGAGCCAACGAAUGCGUCUGCAUGUCUGAGUCAGUCAGUGCAUCGAUUCCUCCUCCAGUGGACCGAGCCAGACAGCAUCCAAUUGAAGAGUGCCUCUCCUGGGCUUGAGCGCUGCUCAGAGCCAUUGAUUCCACGAGGGAACCACAGACACUGGCAGGAGGACUGGAGGAGGUGGAGGAAAGGGGAGGAGGGACACCGGUUAACAGAUUAAAGCCCUCUCUGUUUCUCUCUCUCUUUCAUUCCCUCUGAGUGAGGAGAGACAACUCUAGGCACUGCAUGCUGUAAUCACAUUGCUUCUGUGUAAUUUGCUCCUCUCAAUUACUUGUCCUUCCUCCUCUUUUUUUACACUGCUGCGGUCUGGAGGAAAGGCAGAGCACGAUUUAAAAGAACUUGUGGGUCUCUUGUGCUGCCUCCUCUUUCUCCCUCUCUCCUUCUUUCUCUCGCUUUUUUUUAAAUGUAAGUGGAAGGUGGGAUUGGGGGGAGUGGGGAUAAACCGUUGCGGCCAGCUGGAGAGAUGGGCAAGUCCAACAGCAAACUAAAGCCUGAGGUAGUGGAAGAGCUGUGCAGAAAGACCUACUUUACAGAGAAGGAAGUUCAGCAGUGUUGUUUGCCCUCUUUGGUGUCUCUUUCAUCUCAGUUUGAUGAUGGACGCAUUGAGUUCUCAGAGUUUAUUCAAGCUCUGUCUGUCACAUCCAGAGGGACACUGGAUGAAAAACUCAGAUGGGCCUUUAAACUUUACGAUCUUGAUAAUGAUGGCUUCAUAACCCGAGAUGAGAUGCUGAACAUUGUGGACGCCAUCUACCAGAUGGUGGGGAACACAGUGGAGUUACCUGAGGAGGAAAACACACCAGAGAAGCGAGUCGACCGCAUCUUUGCUAUGAUGGAUAAGAAUGCAGAUGGGAUGUUGACUCUGCAGGAGUUUCAGGAGGGCUCCAAGGCAGACCCCUCAAUUGUUCAGGCACUCUCCCUUUAUGACGGCCUGGUGUAAGCCCAUCUCAAAGUGGCAUUCAGUAAUCAAUACAGCCCAUUUAUGUCAUCCUGCUGGCACUGUGAGAGGAAAGCUGACUUGUCACCCAUCUCUUGGACCUGCCAACAUCAAGGUUCAUUGUGGGUGCUGCUCUCAAGAGGGGAUCAGCUGUCAAUCACUCAUCUCCACUGUCACUGGAAAACCAAAAUCCGCUCAAGACAACGUAAAUCCUUGCAGAACUCAUUUGGGAUGAGUGUAAAGAAGAAGAGACACUCAUAUAGACAGUGACUUUGAGGGCAUCCACAUCAGUGUUAUUAAAUGUAUAACUCAAAUAUUCUAAACACCAAUGAAUGAGUUCCUUAUAGCUGUGGGCAUUGUCAUAGGAUGGACCUAGCUGGAUUUUGGUCUAUCCAUCAUUACAUGAUGAACGAAGAUGCAGUUGCACCGUUCCACAGAGCUUCAGCAAGCACUGGCAUUGAACAACAUGCAUUUAGUUGUAUUUAUUUAUAUAACCUUUCUAUGUAAAUUAGCAAUCUUCAACAAUAAACAAAAACCUAUAAAUCUCCUUAUAAAUCUCAUGCUUAUUCUUGAGACUUGACAGUUAACGUCUGACAGCCAUGAUGUAUUAUACUUAGACUGUAACUACUCACAUGCCACUGCUUUGCUUGACCCGU